UAUGUCAACACGAGUUUCGACGAAUUACCAUAAGUGUGGUUUAACGGAGACCUUAGACAGUGGAUUACCAAAACUACGACCAGGAUCCAGUUUAUUUACGAAAUGGAAGAGAGUGUUACUAAAGCAGUUGGUGAUAUCAGCUAAACAUCCCGAUUGUAAGUUUUACUUUAAAAGUAACGCGAUGAUAUUGUCAGAAACGAGAAGGCAAAUGCGCUAUCCACCAUACACAAUUCACCCCUUUAGUAAAGUUGCGCUUUAUCGAGAAGUCAUAAUGAGCAUAAUAUGGUUUUUUGACUUUUACUUCAGCCCACUCUUCUCGGCAUUUAAUAAAGAACCGUUGAACUUCUUUUACAAUUUUUGGCAUACUUUGGAUUUGGUAUGUCAAGUAUUUCUAAUGCUGAAUGUUGUGAUGUGUUUCUUCAUUGGAGUAAUGGAGGAACAAACGAAGAAAGUCGAACUGGAAUGGAAAAAGAUUGCAAAAAAAUAUUUGUCGACUUUCUUCAUUUUUGAUUGCGUUGGAAGUCUUCCGUUUGCUGCGGCAAUGAUAAUGUUUCGAAAUCGUGAGAAAAAGUAUCCAGUUAUUUGCAUUACUUCAUAUUUUAUCCACAUGGUUCGAUUCAUAAGGCUUAAAUCCGCAAUUCAAUAUUUUCAACGCAUUACUUCGAAACUUGGUAUUACUUUUUUAAUGCACGAGUUUAUCUGUUUAGCACUUAAAUCGUUAUUCGUGGUGCACUGGUGCGCGUGCUAUGUAUAUCUUAUACCCAAAGUGAUUUUCCAUUAUGUUAACUACGAAUUCGAUAAAUCGUGGUGGAUAUACCGCAAUAACAUCAGCAUCCAUUCAAAGACCCUUGAUGCACCGAGUGCGUACUCAAAAUCACUACGCGCUGCUUUCUGUCACGUCUAUGGGAUUUCGCUUGAAGGAGUGGUCGAGAACGAACCCUUGGAUCAUAUAAUUUUUUCACUUACAAUGGUGAUUGGGUUUUUCCUUGUUGCUUUCAUAACGGCGAGAAUAUUUUUGAUUGUAAAGACCUCUUACGCGUCUGAAACGGAAUACGAAGACUUACUUCACCAGUUCCUUGAGUAUGGCAAUAGAAAGAAAAUGCCAGUGAAAAUGAAAAACAGGAUGAUUCAAUGUUUGGAGCACAAUUACCAGAAGCGGUAUUUUCACGAAAAAAUUAUUCUAAACACUUUGUCUGGUCAUCUGAAAGCUGAACUAUUUCUCCAUGAUUGUAAAAGACUAGUAGAAAAAGUAAAAAUGUUCCAAGCAUUUUCUAAGAGCACUGUAGGUCUGCUGAUAAGCCACUUUAAGCGAGAAGUUUUUCUCAAAAACGAUAUCGUGUUCAAACACGGACAACCUUAUGACGCAGUACGUUUCAUUUUGUAUGGAACCAUUGCGUUCAUUUUGGCAGAUGGGUCCGAAGCUUCACAUAUGCAAGACGGAUUUGCUUUGGGUUUACUGGGAUUGGUUUUGCAUAAUGAGCAUUAUAUCGCAACUGUAAUUACUUUGGAAAUAUGCGAAAUGUAUAAGAUAGACUGGGUUGAUUUAGAAUACUGCAUUCAAAAAGACGAAGAAAUUUAUCACGUAUUGCACGCUUUGGCAGAAGAGCAUCUUGCAGUUGUUGCCAAUUUUUUGAAGACCAAAAAAAAGGAGAAUGUUACUGAACAGCUAUGUAAAGGUAAAGUUUUGGAGCAUGAAUUAUACACACGAAGAUAGUAACUACGUAAAAAGUAGAAGAAGGUGAAGUACCUAGAA
Messenger RNA from Photinus pyralis (common eastern firefly), 1753 nucleotides. Its product is annotated as potassium/sodium hyperpolarization-activated cyclic nucleotide-gated channel 2-like. The coding region runs from base 2 to 1714 and encodes 570 amino acids. The record is from RefSeq and is a predicted model, not a curated record. NCBI's taxonomy places the organism in Eukaryota, Metazoa, Arthropoda, Insecta, Coleoptera, Lampyridae. The transcript has a single exon.